AUGAAGCCCUCUACAUUGAUAUUUUGCCUCGCACCCACGAUAGCCAUCGUCGCGGCUGAAUUUCCGCAUGCCGUCGCACCCAGCCCGCCACCGAACGGCUCCCCAUCAAGACACUUACCAGAUGUACAAAUACAUCCUGAAGACGAACCGCAAAUACCCUCAGAAGCGCAACAGAUGUUCCACCUACAAGUCGCAGAUACCCAAACGAAACUAGACAUGGAGUCCCUUCCACUUCUCCAGAGGACAGCACUUUCUCUACGGACGCCACGGUCGUCGACCGAGUUGACCAAGCGGAGCGAAGGCACAUUAGGACAGACACCUUGGAUUGGAAUGGCUAUAGGGCUGACCUGCACGACUAUGGCAGCCGUGAUGCUGGGAUAA
Aspergillus puulaauensis is the source of this 381-nucleotide messenger RNA. RefSeq lists its product as uncharacterized. Lineage: Eukaryota; Fungi; Ascomycota; Eurotiomycetes; Eurotiales; Aspergillaceae. The record is from RefSeq and is a predicted model, not a curated record. The coding region runs from base 1 to 381 and encodes 126 amino acids. The transcript has a single exon.